Lynx canadensis (Canada lynx) is the source of this 2439-nucleotide messenger RNA. RefSeq names its product transmembrane protein adipocyte associated 1 (gene TPRA1). Gene Ontology annotation, molecular function: G protein-coupled receptor activity. Gene Ontology annotation, cellular component: plasma membrane. Gene Ontology annotation, biological process: G protein-coupled receptor signaling pathway. The transcript is spliced from 13 exons. The record is from RefSeq and is a predicted model, not a curated record. NCBI's taxonomy places the organism in Eukaryota, Metazoa, Chordata, Mammalia, Carnivora, Felidae. Bases 911 to 2008 code for a protein of 365 amino acids.
CCAGAGGAGGAGCACUGGCUGGAGCGAGCGGGUCUGUUGACAGCUGCUGACAGCUGGGGCAGGAGCAGGGGCCAAAGGGGGGCAGCGUCCUCAGUUCUCGGGUCCGCGAUCCUGGCAGCCUUCAGGUUUUGGCUGAACGAAAAGGACGCGCCUGCCAUCUGGUCGCCGCUGCCGGGAAGGGCUGUGUGGUGUCCUGGGGGCCGGUGGGCCCGGCGCGCUGACCGCGUUUCCCCUUUCCCGCUGAUUCCCCAUUUCCGCGGAGCCGGCUGCCCCCGGCUCUUGCGCGACGUUCCCUGGCCUUGCUGCCUGCCAGGGGCGCUGGAGGCCGGAGUCCCGGGGCCUGGCGGGGUCUGCGCACCCUGCGGUGGUGGAUGAGCGGCCCGGGAGGCGGGGGCUGAGCACGGCCCGGGACCCUCAGACACAGCGCCCUCUGCAGGACAUCUCCUUCCCUCCCUUCUCCACUUGGACACCUGUGCAGCUUCCAGGCACAAUGCACGUCCCCCCAGAUUUGCAUCUGCCUUUCCAGGGUGGCAGCAGAGGCUGAUGAGGGCCGUGGGCCACCUGAGGUGUGCCUGAUGCCCCACUCUGGCGCCUGGUGGCCGUGUGAUUGCCUUGAAGUCGGCUCUGCAUCUGCGUGCAGGGAGGAAGUGCAGCUCGCGGACUCUGGGGACUGCACGUGUGUGGGUCGUAGGAGGCGCCUGGCACCACUUAGCCUCCCGGGGUGGAUGCCGUCAGUCAUUACCGCAUUGCAAGGGCAGGACGAAGCAGGCACAGAGGGGCCAAGAACUCUGGCUCCUAGCCCCUCUGUUCUCUGUCUGUCCCCGGGGCCCCCGGGACUGGCGGGAUGAACUGAGGUCGUGCCGAGUAGCUUGCGCUGCUGUGCCAGGCUCACGGGCCAGCUGCUGGCGGGAUGGACGCCCUGGAGGAGGUGUUUCGGGCCAAUGGGAGCACAGCCCCGCCCCCGCCCGUGGCGCCCAACAUCAGCGUGCCACAUCGCUGUCUGCUGCUGCUCUAUGAGGAUAUUGGCACCUCCAGGGUCCGGUACUGGGACGUCUUGCUGCUCGUCCCCAAUGUGCUUUUCUUCAUCUUCCUGCUUUGGAAGCUUCCGUUCGCUCGGGCCAAGAUCCGCGUCACCUCCAGCCCCAUUUUUAUCACCUUCUAUAUCCUGGUGUUCGUAGUGGCGCUGGUGGGCAUCGCCCGGGCCGUGGUGUCCAUGACGGUCAGCACCUCGGACGCUGCCACCGUUGCUGAUAAGAUCCUGUGGGAGAUUACCCGCUUCUUCCUGUUGGCCAUCGAGCUGAGUGUGGUCAUCCUGGGCCUUGCCUUUGGUCACCUGGAGAGUAAGUCAAGCAUCAAGCGGGUGCUGGCCAUCACCACAGUGCUGUCCCUGGCCUACUCUGUCACCCAGGGGACACUGGAGAUCCUGUACCCUGAUGCCCACCUGUCGGCUGAGGACUUCAACAUCUAUGGGCAUGGGGGCCGCCAGUUCUGGCUGGUCAGCUCCUGCUUCUUCUUCCUGGUCUACUCUCUGGUGGUCGUGCUCCCCAAGACCCCGCUGAAGGAGCGCAUCUCCCUACCUUCACGGAGGAGCUUCUACGUGUAUGCGGGCAUCCUGGCGCUGCUCAACCUGCUGCAGGGGCUGGGAAGCGCGCUGCUCUGCGCCGACAUCAUCGAGGGGCUCUGCUGUGUAGAUGCCACCACAUUUCUCUACUUCAGCUUCUUUGCGCCCCUCAUCUACGUGGCCUUCCUCCGGGGCUUCUUUGGCUCGGAGCCCAAGAUCCUCUUCUCCUACAAAUGCCAAGUGGACGAGACUGAGGAACCAGACGUGCACCUGCCCCAGCCUUACGCGGUGGCCCGGCGAGAGGGACCGGAGGCGGCAGGGGCCGCGAGUACACAGUUCGACUCGGCUGGAGGGGUGGCCUACCUGGACGACAUCGCCUCCAUGCCCUGCCACACUGGCAGCAUCAACAGCACAGACAGUGAGCGCUGGAAGGCUAUCAACGCCUGAGUGUGGCCACCCUGGCAGGAAGGCCUGCUGGGGCCUGCAGAGGGCAGACUGGAGAGAAGGCCAGGGCGCGCAAAGCCCCUGGUGGAGGGGGACGAGGUCACAGGACCUUCUGUGGGCGGCAGCCCCGUGCGGGCCCUGUCCUGCCCUCUGCGUUGCCUGUGGCCACCUCUGCUCUAGCUGGGGGCCGCCUCCCCCUUCCACCUGCCCUCACCCUGCUCAGAGACAUGGCCCAGACUCUGAUCUCCCAGGGCCUGCUGAGGGCGUCUCCUUUCUCCAAAGCCUGCGCACCCGGGACCGGUCUGGCCUUCCUCGUCCCUUCCAAAGUCCCCUCCCCGUGGCACUUUGGCCUCUUCAGAGCCCACUCUGGCAGGUGGGCUGAAGUGUGGAUAUUUUCUUGAUCUAUUUUUUAAUAAAAAACAAAAGGAGCAGAA